This is a messenger RNA of Podospora pseudocomata, 360 nucleotides long. RefSeq lists its product as uncharacterized. The record is from RefSeq and is a predicted model, not a curated record. NCBI's taxonomy places the organism in Eukaryota, Fungi, Ascomycota, Sordariomycetes, Sordariales, Podosporaceae. The transcript has 3 exons. The coding region runs from base 1 to 360 and encodes 119 amino acids.
AUGAGACGCCGGAGACACCUCGGCCUCACUCAAGAAAAACGCAAUCCACAACCGGCCUUACCGAGGAGGUCAAUCUUCGCUACCUACUUUACCGAUACAGUUUCCAUCCUCAACACAACCUCAAUCUCGGACACCCUCCCCCUACGCCGCACGCCAAUCUCCCUCUCUCCGAAAAACCAAUAUCUCCUACUCGCAAGCCACGUGGCUCUGCCCGAUCUGUCAGAUUACCCCACACAAAAGAACCUGCGGGAUGUCCGACAGCACAAGUUCCGGGCCCUGCAAAACAAGACACCAGUGGUCAGCGGCACAGUCCGCAGUUUUCCUAGUGACCACGUUUUUGUAUUUUAUAUUUUUUAUUAA